Messenger RNA from Pan troglodytes (chimpanzee), 5479 nucleotides. It is a transcript of the gene PCDHAC1, whose product is annotated as protocadherin alpha subfamily C, 1. Gene Ontology annotation, molecular function: calcium ion binding. Gene Ontology annotation, cellular component: plasma membrane. Lineage: Eukaryota; Metazoa; Chordata; Mammalia; Primates; Hominidae. The record is from RefSeq and is marked inferred. Gene Ontology annotation, biological process: homophilic cell-cell adhesion.
CAAUGCCGGCGUUCGGGAGGCGCAACGUCGGCGGUUGCUGAGUAUCCAGCCCGCAGCAGUGACGGCCGGCAGGAGCGUGCUCUUCCCCGCGGCUCGUGCUCUCCAGGAGUCCGGAGCAUGGUCCUGGGUCACCGUUGGUGUAGCGUGUUGGUGGAACGUGGACGCCUAGAGGGAGGAUGGUGGGCUGGGGGGUGGCAGUUUUAUGUUUGUGGGUUUCCUGCGGCGCUGCAGCGGGACAGCUCGAGUACUCAGUGCCGGAGGAGACGGAGCGGGGCGUAGCCGUAGGCAAUCUCUCCGCGGACUUGAGGCUGCCAGCGGCCGCUAUGUCCUCGCGGAACUUUCGCUUCCUUUCCAGCCACCGCGAGCUCUACUUCGGGGUGGAUCUACCCAGCGGCAAUUUGGUGGUCAGAGAGCCGGCGGACCGCGAGCAGCUGUGCAGGGCCAAAGCUGCCUGCGUCUUGACCUACGACCUGGUGCUCGAGGACCCGCUGGAGCUGCACAAGAUUCGGAUUCACGUCCUGGACACCAAUGACAACUCACCUCUCUUUCCUGCCGGCGACGUGCAGCUGCACAUCCCCGAGUUCCUGACGCCCGGAGCCCGCUUUGCUCUCCCGAAUGCCCAAGAUGACGACGAGGGAAGCAAUGGGAUACUAAGCUACAGCCUAAGCCCCAGUCAGCACUUUCGCCUGGACAUGGGAUCGCGGGUUGACGGCAGCGAAUACCCGGAGUUGGUGUUGGAGAAAGCACUGGAUCGCGAACAGCGCGCCACCCACCUGCUGGUGCUUACAGCUCGGGACGGCGGGCUACCUGCCCGCUCAGGAGACGCACAAGUCACCAUCAUUGUGGUGGACACAAAUGACAACGCGCCUGUAUUUGAGCGCUCCGUAUACCGCACCAAGGUUCCAGAGACUGCACCCAAUGGGACUGUGUUAUUCCGAGUUCAAGCCUUGGAUCCAGAUGAAGGGUCCAAUGGGGAAGUCCAAUACUCCCUAAGCAACAGCACGCAAGCAGAGCUGCGACACCGCUUUCACGUGCACCCUAAAAGUGGGGAGGUGCAAGUAGCUGCUUCACUAGGUCCGCCUGAAACGCUCUUGGAGGCAUACAUUGAGGCGAGGGACGAAGGUGUCUUUGGUUUAGCUAGCACCGCUAAACUGCUGGUGGAGGUGACUGACGUGAACGAUCAUGCCCCCGAACUGGAUUUCCUGACUCUUUCGAACCCAGUACCUGAGGACGCUGCCCCUGGCACAGUGAUUGCUCUCUUUAGUGUAAAGGAUGAAGACCUCGAUUCUAAUGGUAGGGUCAUUUGUGGCAUGUCUAGUGCAGGCCCUUUUCAGCUGACGGCUUCCUUUGACAACUACUACAGCCUGCUGAUUGAUGGGCCCCUGGACCGGGAGCAGAUCAGUGAAUACCAAGUCCUGAUCACGGCCUCAGAUAGUGGCUCACCCCCACUUAGCACCCGAAGGACAAUCACUGUGUCAGUUGCUGAUGUGAAUGACAAUACACCAAGCUUUCCUCAACCCCAGCAGGAACUUUUCAUUGCUGAAAACAAUGGCCCUGGGGCCUCUCUAGGCCGAGUGUUUGCCCAGGACCCCGACAUGGGGAAGAAUGGCCUUGUCUCUUAUGAGCUGUUGGAUGUUAUCUCUGAAGGGCCAUCAGCCUCUAGCUUGGUGGCAGUGGAAUCAUCCAGUGGGGCCAUCACUGCCAAAACUUCCUUUGACUUUGAGCAGCUCAGGGGGUUUCAUUUCCAAGUAGAAGGCCGGGAUGGUGGCAUUCCUCCCAGAAGUGCAACAGUGACUAUAAACUUGUUUGUGGUAGAUAGGAAUGACAAUUAUCCGGUUAUCUUGUUUCCCUUGCCCAGAAAUGGUUCUGUCCCAGUGGAAAUUGUGCCCCGCUCUGCCAGGACUGGACACUUGGUCACAAAAGUGGUAGCAGAGGAUGCAGACAGUGGUUCUAAUGCCUGGCUUUCCUACCACAUCUCCCGGGCGUCUGACUCUAGUCUCUUUAGAAUUUCAGCCAAUAUAGGUGAGCUCCGUACUGCUCGCUUAGUUCUUCCCACUGAUGCAGUUAAGCAGAGGGUGAUGGUAGUGGUUCGGGACCAUGGAGACCCACCACUUUCCUCCUCUGUCACUCUGGGUGUGCUGUUGAGCAACUCUGUCCCUCAGUUACUUCCAGACUUUGAAGAUGUCUGGGAACCAGGAGGGCAGCUUUCUGCCCAGAACUUGUAUUUAGUAAUUGCCUUGGCUUGUAUUUCCUUUUUAUUUCUGGGGUGCUUACUUUUCUUCGUGUGUACCAAGUUGCACCAGAGCCCAGGCUGUUGCGCUCAGAGCUGCUGUCGCUCUACAGAGGAUCUGAGGUAUGGAAGGAAGAUGGUUUCAAAUCCUUGCAUGACAUCAGCCACCAUAGAUGUCACUACAGUUGAGAGACUUUCUCAGACUUAUCUCUAUCGGGCCUCUCUGGGACUUGGUUCUGAUAAUAACAGUUUGCUGUUGCGUGGGGAGUACAAUGCUGCCGACCUGCGAAAUCUUGCCACUGGGGUAGGACUGAAUUUGCCAAUAUCCUGUAUUCAGAUUCGGAAUAGGAAAGGGGAUCACGCUAAUGUCAAUGCCAUGCCACGACAGCCCAACCCUGACUGGCGUUACUCUGCCUCCCUGAGAGCAGGCAUGCACAGCUCUGUGCACCUAGAGGAGGCUGGCAUUCUACGGGCUGGUCCAGGAGGGCCUGAUCAGCAGUGGCCAACAGUAUCCAGUGCAACACCAGAACCAGAGGCAGGAGAAGUGUCCCCUCCAGUCGGUGCGGGUGUCAACAGCAACAGCUGGACCUUUAAAUACGGACCAGGCAACCCCAAACAAUCCGGUCCCGGUGAGUUGCCAGACAAAUUCAUUAUCCCAGGAUCUCCUGCAAUCAUCUCCAUCCGGCAGGAGCCUGCUAACAGCCAAAUUGACAAAAGUGACUUCAUAACCUUCGGCAAAAAGGAGGAGACCAAGAAAAAGAAGAAAAAGAAGAAGGGUAACAAGACCCAGGAGAAAAAAGAGAAAGGGAACAGCACGACUGACAACAGUGACCAGUGAGGUCCUCAAAUGGAAACAAGCCACUUAGCCAGUUUUUGUAAUAAUGGCAAAUCUCUCCCAUGUAGCAAUUCCCUGCUCCUUUUUCCUAUCUACAUGAGCCCUCUUAGAGACCUCAGAAAUCUGCAGAAAGUUCCCUGUGUCUGUCUAGAACGCAUUUAACAGGUUUUGUCGUAAAAGCUUUACUAAGUCUGGUGUUAACUCUUUCUCUCCACUCUGGCUUGUUUUCAGAACCUAAAAAGCAGACCCAAGUUUCCUUUCUCCUCCGCCGCAAAGGAGAGGCUUCCCAGCCCCGCCAGUGAGAGGUUGGACUCUCUGCCCUGUGCUCCGGGGAUCCUGUCUUGAUGACACUUGCAGGGCAGGCUGAAAAGUUUUGAGAUUGAGCAGCUUGGGUGUUUGUGGCCACUGGGUAUGUGUGGCUACCGCGGGUAUGCGAGUGCCAGAUAUUGGCUGAGACGAGCCAGCUUAGACUAAUUGGUACAAGGAAGGCAAGAAAACAAAGACAAAUAAACAGCGGAAGUUAUCAGUAUGGAGGGGAAGUGUAAACUUAAAGGGACCAGACUUUCUAAAUCUUACAACUCAAGAGGUGGCGGCCACCCUCUAGGAGACAAAACUACCCCCACUGACAAGGCUUUAGGAGACCCUAAAGUCUGUUGGCUGUGACGUCAUUAUACCUAAAAUCUGCAUCAUACCUGCAAGCCAACAGUUCAAUGUUUUAACAGAGAACCACCCUGGGAAACAGAAGCAGAUCUGAUGUGUUUCCUAUACAUGUCCUGUGCUCACUUUAUUAAAAAUUCUUUUGCACACAAUGUUUAUGAAAAGGCCAGAUCCUUUUCCAAUACUUAUGCAAAAGCAAAAGAAAACCCCGACACCUCACCUUUCGCUGUUUGUUGUUUCAUAGAUUUAUUUAAAAAAAAAGAGAAAGUCUAUAGCUAUAAAUCUUUAAAGAGAAAUAUGAAUACAAUUCCCCUACACUCUCCUCAAAAGAGAAUUCAGUCUACAGCCAUUUAAAUGAUCAUUGCUGCUACAGAAGUGCUUUAAGAGAAUUGCCUGAAACAUCUGUAUUAUAUCGGCCACCUGCCAAUCACAGCUUUACUCUUUCAGGUCACUCUGGGGCUGCCUCUUGCAUGUAUUACUAAAUAAAAUGAUCUCUCUUUCUCUCUCUCUCUCUUUUCUAAGAAACAAUUAUGUGCACUUUGAUACACAACCUUCUCUAACCAACUAUAUAUCAAGACCCAAAAAUGGAAGAAAAAUAUUGUUUUCUCAUACAGUGAGCAGAUUUUUCAAUCUACUAAUUCUGUGACUUGUCUUGGUGUGCUAGCCUACACCUUCUCUUUGGUUUAGUUUUCUUUUUCUAUAACACUCUGAAUUGCUAAUCUUACUAACACCUAUGAUGUUACCUGAAAUCAAUCUCCCAUAUGUAUGCUGUAUGCUAUGCUAAGACUCCUGAAAUAUACUUACUCUGUGCUUGUGUAUGUGAAUGUUAAUGCAACUAUUACCUAGAGUGAACUUUAAACUUUAUUGUUGAAUGUAAUUCCAUUAUAUUUCCUUUUGUACACCUGUGAAAAAGUGGAGUAGUGUUUUUUUAACCAUUGUUAAUCAGCUUUUGUGUAUGAAAGACACAGUAAAAUUUCUUUCUUAAAUCAAGAUACUGGUGAUUCAAGGAAUUUUAUUUAUGGUCCAGCCAAGAGCCAUCUCUUGCCAAGACUUCUGCUGGCAAGGGAAUGGGUAAAGCUGUUUUGUUCUAGUAACAAUUUUGGAAUGAAUACUGACAAUAUUCCAUGAGGGUGUGCAAGCACAAAUUUUACCAAUCUGACCUCUUUGAAGUUGCAGAAUGCUUUGAAAUUCUAAUGGUAUCUGAAAUAUCAGCUCAUAGAAAGUAACAAAAUUUGCUGUCACCUUAAAUAAGACAUUUUAAUUUUGUUAUAAUGUACAAUUUAGAAGUUUGAUUAAUUAUAUUAUCUAUUUAGGCAUUAAUAUAAAAGAGGUAGGAGUCUGUUAUUUAAAAAAAGCAUUAAAUUAAAAAAAAACUGUCAUGUCUACUUUUAGCUUCAUUCUCCCAUAUUUUGAAGGGUGUGUAACUUCAGCUCUGCAGGAUUGCAUGGGGUAAAACUUGUUGCCAACACAUGUGAACCAUUGCUACAUUGUAGGUUGUGAUCAUUUUGCCCCACUGAAGCCCAUGUAUCUGACCUUACGUGCCUUUUGAACUAGGAGAAUCGGGCUAAUUUAUUAAUGAUGAUAAUUAUAAUGUAUCUGUACAGCACUUUUUACAUUUGCGAAGUGCUUUCCAAUCCAUGUUAGUUACUAGUUAUUACAGCUGUAAGGAUAAAACACGUCAUGUGGAUUCAUUUUGAAUUGGUGCUAUUGGUAUUUCCUCUGUUAUUGCUAAUAAAUGAAAAUGGUGGUAUGAAAGA